UUUUUAUAUUUAUUUAUAGUUUGAAUUAAAUUAUUAAUCAUUUAAUUAGUAUCGAAAUUAUUAUCAAUUAAUUGAAUGCAAAGCAACAAAAUGUCAACAAAUGUGAAUAGCGAUGUGACGAGUGGUGGCCCUCGACGUCGGUCUAGUCUUAAGCAAUACUACGGAACCAAUAGUAGUGACCAUCAGAUGAACAGUCCGUCGAUUUGCGAUCCUUUCGAUAUAAACAGCUCUGACUUUAAUUGCGAUCUCUUUCUCAAUAAAUUAUUAAAAGACAGCACUUUAUCUGAAUUGAUGGAAACCGAACAAAGCCUUUACAAACAGAUCCAGUCGUUGGACAGCGAAAUGCAGACAUUGGUCUACGAGAACUAUAAUAAGUUCAUCAGCGCUACAGAAACCAUACAAAAGGUAAUCAUAUUAACACUACUGUCUAUCCAUUGUCUCAUUCAAUGCAUUCUUCAGAUGAGUUCCCACUUCGACAAAAUGGAAGAAGAGUUGACUCUGUUGUCAACCAAUAUGGAGGGCAUCACUAAAAGUAGUGAUGAGAUAUCAGACAAUUUAAAGGGACGAAGAGAUGACUUGUCAAAGUUGGCCGACACUCACGAAGUGCUCACAAAACUGCAAUUCCUGUUUGAAUUAUCUCCAAAAAUGCGCGAAUCUAUUGAACAAAACCAAUACAACUCAGCCGUCAAAUACUAUUUGAGGGCUGAAAGGACUUUAGGCCAGUAUUUGCACUUCCCUUCCAUUCAAGCCAUUAAUGAGGAAUGUCUUCAAAUUGUCAAUCAAUUGAAGCAAAAGCUCUAUAAAAAACUUUCCAAUCGAGAGGCCUCUCCGAACCAAUUGAACGAAAGCAUAGAAUUGCUGUUAAAACUGAACGAACCGACGGAAAAGCUAUGCCAGGAAUACCUAUCGAUGGCUGAUAAGAGACUGGAAACCAAUUUUUCUGAACUUUAUUAUCAAAAUGAUUUGGCGAACAAAUGGUUGAAUUCUACAUCAGAUGAAUCUCAAUCAUUAUUAGUGGACAUACUUGAAUACAUAGACAUUGCGUGCAAUGGAUUUCUCGGCAAUUUAUCGCUUACUAUAACUUUCUAUUCGGAUAUAUUUCUUCAAAAACCUUUUAGUAAAGCAAAUAUGGAAUCAAAUGAAAGAAUUAAGAAAACAUUACAAGAAUUUGUGGACAAGAAUAUGAAUAAGUUUUUUGAAACAAUACUAAUACGAGUUCAGUCCGAGAAGAAGUCAAUAAACGACACCACUUUGUUUGUCAGAGCUCUCGAUAGACUUUAUAAGCGACUCUUAAGUCUUAACCGAACGUAUGAUUUGAAUGACUUCUCAGUGAAAGCGAUGGCAAUUGUGGAGAAGGCGAGUGAAGAUCAAUGCAAUCACUUCUUAAGUUACCUUAAGAGCAGAUAUCAGGAAGAAUUGACGAAUAUUAGACAUUCCAUUCUAAGCACAUCAUCGCAAUCCAUGUCCACUUCCAGAUCAUCUCAAAUGACAUCCAGUGCUGUGAUUCUCGAAAAGCAAUCGUUAACUGAUUUAUUGAUUACAUUGCAGACAUCCAUCAGUGAACUCAUCAAAUCGGUUGUGGCGGCACUCAUGCCAUUCACAGAUCCUGAGGUGACAUUUGCCGCCAAAACACAGUUUCAACAAAAGUUUAGCACAAAAUUUGUUCGCGAAGUCGUUGUCAUCGGAUUUAUAAGACAUAUUCUCACCGUUUCGUUGGAAUACGAGAAGAAUUACUCGACGGCGACGUCUCCUCCCUCUCAACUCAUUCUACUAUUGUCUCGACUUUGUUUAGAUUUCGACACUUCUAUCAUCGGUUAUCUGUUGUCCUUCACUGAAGAGCAGUUCAAUAUAUACAACAAUUCUGAUCCCAAAAUGACUUCAUUGUCGGAUGUGUGCAAAGAAGCGCACGAAACGGCUCAACAGUUGCUCAACCAUUUCGUGCGAUUAGAGGGCCAUAACAUCUCGCAAAUGAUUCGCAAGAGUGUUGAGACCAGAGAUUGGUUGAGUUCAGUGGAGCCCCGGUCUGUACGCUCUGUCAUGAAGCGAGUGAUUGAAGAUAUCGCACAAAUCGACGCACAGGUCGGACAGCUCUACGAAGAGGGACACCGUUUUGAACGCAGCUCUGACUCCAGUAAAAGUCGGCGAACUUUUAGCGCAAUAGGAAUCGGAGGCAGACAUUCAUCCGCUAAUAAGUCGUCCAAUUGGAGCGCUUAUGGGCCGAGUACUUUCGACAACAGUCUGAUGUCAAACAUACAAAAACUAUUCACCGAAAAGAUUGAAAUUUUCAGUUGUGUUGAGUUCUCGCGACUCUCGGCAUUGACCGGAAUUAUUAAAAUCGGACUCAAAACUUUGAUAGAAUGCGUUCGUUUGUGUUCAUUCAGUCGAUAUGGUUUACAACAAAUGCAAGUCGACUCAUAUUAUCUGCAAACACACGUCUGGGCCUAUGCUUCCGAUGAGAAGUACUAUUACAUAGUUUUGGUUUACGUAUUGAUAGAUGAGGUUCUGUUGAGUGCUGUUCAUCGAUGUAUUGAUCCCGUUAUGAUGGAAAUGAGCACUUUGAUAGAAUGCGUUCGUUUGUGUUCAUUCAGUCGAUAUGGUUUACAACAAAUGCAAGUCGACUCAUAUUAUCUGCAAACACACGUCUGGGCCUAUGCUUCCGAUGAGAAUUUGGUUUACGUAUUGAUAGAUGAGGUUCUGUUGAGUGCUGUUCAUCGGUGUAUUGAUCCCGUUAUGAUGGAAAUGAGCGUCGUCGAGAAGAUAUGCGACGGAUUGUAGAAUGCAUUCAAAUGUAAUAUAAAAUAAAAAAAUGCAAAUUUUGUAAAAUUUAAAAUAUCUUCAAAUGCAAUAAAAUCAUUAUAAUUUGAUUAAAAUGGCGAUCAAUAUUAAAAGCACUGAUUAAAACAUACAACA
This is a messenger RNA of Medioppia subpectinata, 2910 nucleotides long. NCBI's taxonomy places the organism in Eukaryota, Metazoa, Arthropoda, Arachnida, Sarcoptiformes, Oppiidae. The record is from the annotation of a GenBank genome assembly.